AAAGGCCGUGCACGAGAAAGGCGUCAACACGGGGAGAUUCUUGUUCGACGUAAAGUGUGGGCAGUAAAGGAUUUACUAUUGAUUUCUUAGAAAAAGUCUGAUUCAGAAGGCAAUGAGCGCAAAUGGAGGUGCGAUUCCACCGAAAAAGAGGAGAAGUGUUGCGAACGACGAAUCAAUUCAGAACAAGAGAUCCAAAGCUGCCGAUACAAGAAAUGAAUUUGAGAAUGUCAUUGCAAAAAUAAAAGUAGAAGAUAAAGAUGUGGCACUGAAAUCUGCAAAAAAGUUGAAGGCAAUGCUUCCAAAUGAAACAAAAAUUGGAAGUUUUGUAUCACAUAAAAAGAAUCUAGAGGAUUUAGUUUCGGUCUUUUCUAGAGAAACUAGCUUAUUGGGCACUUCUAUGUACCACGAGGAUCUUCAUAAAUCCGUUAUAAGUAUAUUGGCUAAUUGUUGUUGCAUGGACAAGACGACUUCGACAGGAAUGCAGAUUAAAAAAGCUCAACGAAGUUUUCUCGAUCAAGCUGUGCGAAUAUUCGAGAGUACAACUUCCAAUAUCGAAAUCCGUGUUUCAAUGUGCCGAUUAAUUGGGAACUUAUGCCACAACAAAGAACUUGUAACAAGUUGGCUCUCAAGCAAUACGAUAUUAUUUGAUAGAAUUGCUCUACUUCUGGAAUCAACAAAUGAUAACAUUGUGUAUCACUGCCUUCGAAUUUUCCUCUCACUUGCCAAUCAUUCGUUCACAAGGGUCAUCAUGCUCUCCAACGGAGGGUUUUAUCUUGGAAAACUGCUGGCGAAUGAGAAUCGAAGAGAGGAAGUUGUUCGAAUUCUUAAAGUAUUAUUGAAAAGACACAUGAAUGUAUUGGAUAGACAAUUAUCCAGCAGCGGCUGCAGCGAACAUGUCAUUGCGAUGUUCUUCGAGAAAAGUGAUAAAAACAGACAGUUUGUGAUUGAUUUGUUUUCCAAUUCAAUUUGCAUUAGAGAACAAAUGGAAACGGAAAGAUUCAUUGAACAAUUGCUCGAAUGCUCAAUUCCCGAGAAGAACCGUAUGAUAGCUGCAUUUUCCCAGACAGCAUGGGGCCGAGCGAGGCUGCGAACGAGCGGAGCACUUGAUGUGGUCAUUGAUGUAUUUUCAUCGUCUGAGCAUAUUGCGGAGAAGCUAGCCACUGUUGAAGCAUUCAGACAUUUUGUUCAUGACACUGCUGGAAUCAGAUAUCUUAGCGAGAAUCUGAAAUUCGUGAAUACAGUAGUCCGUGAUGUCAAUAACUACAUAAUGUCAAAUCGUUGCGAAUGUGAACCAUCUAUAGAUAUUGAAUUCGUGCAGAAAUUAAGUAGCAGUUCGAGGAAUCCCAUAUCAGAUGAAAAGAUAAAUACAAAUAUGAGAGAACCCAUUGAUCAACUUCACAAAGAUUUUUACUCAAUGUGGUCAUACGAUACUCCACAAACUUCCCCACGUAGAGCUCAAUCGGCAUCAUUAUCUCCACCCUACGGUGUACCAUCUCCGAGCUACAGCUUCCCAUCAUCAGUUGCAUCCAGUGCAUCAAGUUCUCCAGCGCCUCAAAGAUCAAGCGAAGGAAUACUGGAUGAUUUGAGUGAUGUUGAAUCGGAAAACGAAGAUGAUGAUAAGAAAGAAGAAGAGAAAGAGGAUGUGAAAAAGAAGAGACAGGAAAAAAGUAUUGUUGAAGGAGAACUAUGGCUGCUGACUUGGCUUUCACAAGAUGAUCAUAACUUACAAUUCCUAAUUCGCCCUGAUAUCGUUGAUUGUGUGGUAUCCUAUCUCCGAUCAACCAGGGAUCCCGAAUUUCGAACAUAUCGAAUUCUUCGACGAAUGUCUACACAUCGAACACAUAUCUACCAACUACUCGAUCUACAAUUUCAUGUUAGAAUUCUCACUGGCCUAUGUGCAUCUCCGUGUCGAAUGUUGAAAUAUGCGAAAUCAUGCAAACAAUGUGAUAAGUGUUCUGAGCACGGGAGAGAGAUCCUUCGAGAAUUUGCAAGCCACGUUGAUAACAGUUAUGGAGAUGCUCAUAUCAACUCUCAAUUCACAAAAGAAGAUUUUGUUCAUCGAACAAAAGGGGCUAUUGCAAAAAUUGUACUUGUGAAAGAACGAAUCCGACUCGCAAAAGUACCAGCUUUAUCAGAACUGUUCAAUGCACUGGCUCAUGUUAUGAGUUCUCCUGAGAAUUUUCGUGAAUUAGGAAAAAUGACAACCUAUGAGAAUGGUCCUUCAUUUGUUUCACAAAUAAUUGGUGCACUGUCAAUUCUCAUAAGUGGAAACAAGAUUAAAGAGCUCUGUGAGCACGAUAUGUGGUACUUUCCAGUUGAAGAAGGAAAUGGUGAAUGUGCUCUAGAAACUGCUUCAAGUGAUCAAGAAAUGCUUCACUUUAUGGAUGAAAAUGAUAAAGAGAUCGCAGUUGCUCCAAUGAAAAAUAUUUGUGAAAAUAGCCAUUAUUUCGAGGGUAUGUAUUCAUCAGAUUUCGUGGAAAAAACAGAGGGAAUUCGAACAUUUCAAGUGCACUCGGAAUCAUGUUUGCCUGAAGAAUUCCGUUUAUUUAUUCAUCUUUUAUCAACUUGUACAUCUUCAUGCACAACAGUAUCAUCAGCCGAACAAUGUGCAACACUUCUUGCGCUAUCCGAUCAAUUUCUUUGUCCCACAAUUUCAAAAAAACUUUGUGCAGAUGAUGGACCAUUGAGAACAUAUUUAAAUGGCAAUAGUCUACAUCUUCUACUUCCAGUUGCAUUGGCCACAAAUGCUCAUCCUACGCUUCUCGACACAGUUUUCCUCACACUCGUUCGAUUUUCAUCAUCAGAAAACGUAACAAAAGCGUUGGAAGCUAUAUGUGAAAAUUCUACAGUCGUGAAUACAUUUGUGGAAAGUUUGAAAACAUUCCUGACGACAAAAUGCUGAUGUCUCGAUCAAUUGUUGUUUUUUUCUUAAUUAUAUUUGUUCGGUUUUUCUUUCUCUUUACGGAUCAUAUCGCUGUUGAUUUACGAGUAGAUUCUUUUUUUUUUUUUUCAUUUUUUAAGCUCUUCAGAACAUAAAAUAACAGGUUCACUAUUU
Caenorhabditis elegans is the source of this 3055-nucleotide messenger RNA. It is a transcript of the gene T28F4.4, whose product is annotated as PUM-HD domain-containing protein. The record is from RefSeq and is marked reviewed. Bases 749 to 2902 code for a protein of 717 amino acids. The transcript is spliced from 14 exons. NCBI's taxonomy places the organism in Eukaryota, Metazoa, Nematoda, Chromadorea, Rhabditida, Rhabditidae.